This is a messenger RNA of Lathyrus oleraceus (garden pea), 2637 nucleotides long. RefSeq lists its product as uncharacterized. The transcript is spliced from 2 exons. Gene Ontology annotation, molecular function: aspartic-type endopeptidase activity. Gene Ontology annotation, biological process: proteolysis. The record is from RefSeq and is a predicted model, not a curated record. The coding region runs from base 1 to 2637 and encodes 878 amino acids. Lineage: Eukaryota; Viridiplantae; Streptophyta; Magnoliopsida; Fabales; Fabaceae.
AUGCAACAAAGAGAAAAGGAGACAUUCCGUGAAUACGCGCAAAGGUGGCGCGAAAUUGCAGCACAGGUUGUUCCAUCUAUGGAAGAAAAGGAGAUGACGAAAGUGUUCUUAAAGACUCUUGAUACUUUUUAUUACGAGAGGAUGAUUGCAAGCGCUCCUACAGACUUUACUGACAUGGUAAACAUGGGAGUCCGUUUAGAGGAAGCAGUUCGAGAAGGGCGUCUAGUCAGAGAAGGAAGUUCAUCUUCAAGCGGGGCAAAGAGGUACGGCGGUUUUAUGAAAAAGAAGGAACAAGAAACUAAUGCUGUAUCCUAUAAUCAUCCAAGAAGGAUCAAUUAUCCUUACCAUUCCCAACACCAACAUAUAGCAGUCGUGACUCCAGUAAUCACUUCCGCUCCAGUUCAAGUCCAAUACCCUCAGCAGCGUACCAACCGCUUCCAACAGAAUACUCAGUAUCAGCAACAACAUCAACCUCAACAACAUCAACAUCAGUUACAACAACGUCCACCACAGCAACAAAGAAGAACCAAUUUUGAUCCAAUUCCGAUGUCAUAUGCAGAAUUGUAUCCAGCUUUGAUCACUAAAAACCUUGUGCAACCACGACCACGACCUCCUGUACCAGAAGUGCUACCUUGGUGGUACAAGCCAGAGGUAUCUUGUCCCUUUCAUCAGAAUGCUCCAGGUCAUGACUUAGACAACUGUUUUGCUUUAAAGUUGGAAGUACAGAAGUUGACAAGAGCAGGUAUCCUGACCUUCAAGAGCAUGGGUCCCAAUGUGAAGGACAAUCCAAUGCCAAGUCAUGGUCCUUCAUCAGUGAACAAUAUAGAAGUUUGUCUCAAUGAACAACGUGUUACGCAGAUAGAGGAGAUUCGGCAGUCUUUGGUUGAAAUUCAUUCUGUUUUAUGUGCUCAUGGUCUAUUCCAACAUGACCACCAGAUCUGUGGUACAUGUUCAGUCAAUUCAAGAGGUUGUAGAAAGAUUCAAGAUGAUUUGCAAGGCGUCCUUGAUCAGGGUUUGAUUCAGAUUUCUAGACAAGUGAGUUCUCCAGAAUCACAAGAACAAGAGGUGAAUGUCAUCAUUCCUUGCUUCAACAUUCCAGAGAAAGUAGAGAUAGCUUAUCAUCCGAGGGAGCCAGUGGUGAUUUGCCCUCCGAGCCCAAUGCCUUACACUUCAGAUAAAGCGGUCCCCUACCGCUAUGCAGCAACUAUUAUUGAGAACGGUAAAGAGGUCGAGAUUAAAACCUUAGCCUCAGUUACCAAUAUCGCAGCAAAUAGCCGAAUGACGCGCAGUGGCCGCGUGUUUGCUCCACCGGUUAUCCCAAGUAGAAAUGUUGAGAAAGAUCCAGUAGUCGUGGUACCAGUGAUAAGAGAAGCAGAACGGCAAACAAGCAAUUCAACCCUUGACAAAGAAACAGAUGAACUACUCAAAAUUAUCAAGCUCAGUGACUACAAAGUGGUAGAUCAGUUGCUACAGACACCGUCAAAAAUCUCGAUCCUGUCCUUAUUAUUGAACUCAGCUGUCCACAGAGAAGCACUACUGAAGGUGCUUGAUCAAGCCUUUGUAGAACAGGAUAUAACAGCAGAGCAGUUCAACAAUGUUGUAGGCAGCAUCACUUCGUGCAAUGGCUUAGGCUUUUGUGAUGAAGAACUGCCAGAAGAAGGAAAGAAUCACAACUUCGCUCUCCAUAUCUCAGCCAAUUGUCAAGGGGAUUCUUUGUCUAAUAUCCUAAUUGACACCGGUUCAUCUCUGAAUGUCAUGCCCAAGUCUACCUUGUUGAAGCUAAAGUACAAAGGGGGGCAAAUGCGGCACAGUGGAAUUAUUGUGAAAGCGUUCGAUGGAUCAAGAAAAACAGUCAUUGGAGAAGUUGAUUUGCCUAUUGGUAUUGGACCACACGUAUUCCAGAUCACUUUCCAGGUUAUGGACAUAGUGCCAGCUUAUAGCUGUCUGCUCGGACGCCCAUGGAUUCACGAGGCGGGUGCCAUUACAUCCACGUUACACCAAAAGUUAAAGUUUGUCAAGAAUGGGCAAAUAGUGACGGUUAAUGGGGAGCAGGCUAUGCUGAUUAGCCACCUUUCAUCGUUUAGUGUGAUAGAAGUAGACGAGACGGCUGUUCAAACUCCAUUUCAGGCCCUGACCAUCGAUGAUUACAAGAAAAGUGAAGGUUCAAUCGCGUCAUUCAAAGGCGCCCAGCAGAUUGUCAAGACAGGUCCUACAGAAAUGUGGGGCAAGGUGAUAGAGUUGCCAGAAAACGUUAACCAUGCAGGAUUAGGCUUUGUUGAUGGAAAACAAGUGCAGACUUCAGUGGUGCGACCUUUCAAAGAUAUCUUUUACAGCGGUGGGUUUAUCAACAUGGUAGCAGUUGAGGAGGAUACUUUGAGAGGAAAGACAGAAGACGAAGGCCCAAGAUUUGUGACACCAGGAACUAGAUCACCACCACCGCUUCACCUUCUACCCUCUGAUUUACAGAAGCUUUCUCGCUACCAGAGAGUGAAGGAAGUUAUACCGGCUAUUUUAGCAGGCCUUCUAGUGCCCAUUGGACUGAUUGAUCAUAUCUUCAGGAUAUACCUUCUGGUGGAAUUUGGUCUUUUUUACUUCUUGGCAAUAGAGAGGAACCUUACACUAUCCCCUUCCCUAUAA